Helianthus annuus (common sunflower) is the source of this 3517-nucleotide messenger RNA. RefSeq lists its product as uncharacterized. Bases 1182 to 2765 code for a protein of 527 amino acids. The transcript is spliced from 3 exons. The record is from RefSeq and is a predicted model, not a curated record. NCBI's taxonomy places the organism in Eukaryota, Viridiplantae, Streptophyta, Magnoliopsida, Asterales, Asteraceae.
CGCAGGCCUAUGUGGCGUUCUGUGAGUGGUGACACGUGUUGUCCUUUAUGUCGGAUAGAGCAUCUUUGGUGCCAGCUGCAAGUCUUCCAGAAGUUUCUAGAAGCUUCUGGAUUGCUUCGCUGAUGUGGACGCCUUGUAUGCUCAAAAGUGGUGUGGUCCCUGCCAUGUAGGCAGGGAAUUGGGACCAUACCUCUUCAAGUCCCCCCAGUCCAGUGUGCCUUCUAGUUGAGUUGAUCGUCUAAGAGGGAUUCUGGACUUAUGAGAGUAGUGGGUUUUUGCGGCGCGUGGAGUUUGGUAAUUUGGAAGAAAGAUUUGAAUCAAACGGACGCGCCAUGCGUAAGUUUUUUGGCCCUCUAUAAAAAUGAGCCAAGUGGAUGCAUGGCGCAUGGGUCUUGGCACUUUGUAAAAAGUUGAGCCAAGUGGACGCACGGCGCAUGGGUCUUGAUACUUUGUAAAAAGUUAAGCCAAAUGUACGUACGGCACGUGGGUCUUGGCACUUUGUAAAAAGUUGAGCCAAGUGGACGCACGAGGCAUGUGUCUUGGUACUUUGUAAAAAGUUGAGCCAAAUGGACGUACGGCGCGUGGGUCUUGGCACUUUGUAAAAAGUUGAGCCAAAUGGACGUAUGGCGCGUGGGUCUUGGCACUUUGUAAAAAGUUGAGCCAAGUGGACGCACGGCGCAUGUGUCUUGGUACUUUGUAAAAAGUUGAGCCAAAUGGACGUACGGCGCGUGGGUCUUGGCACUUUGUAAAAAGUUGAGCUAAGUGGACGCACGGCGCAUGUGUUUUGGCUCCUUUGUUGUUUCCUUCUGAUGGAAGUUUGGUGGGCAUGGGGAAGUGUUUGGUGUGACUAUCUGACGUCCCUGUCUUAUCGGAGGUGAACAAUUGCUUUUCCAGUUACUUUCUGUCACGUCAGCCGGUCUGUUCCCCAUGUUUCCCGAAAAAAGAGCCGACGUCUUCUCUCUCUUCUGACGUGUCAUUCCGUGAUUGGCUCCUUUUUCUGCAUACUGACGGUCCACUACCCAUCGCAUUAAAUGCGAUGGGUAUAAAUAGGAGGCGGUUCCCCUUUCAUCUUCACUUUUUCAAAUUUCAAGUGUUCUUCCCUUCUAUCUUUCUCCCUUCAGUUUUCGUUGUUUCGAUAACUUUCUUUAAGUUCUUCUUUCCGUCUUCUUUGUAUUUGCAUCAUGUCUAACACGAAUCCCACCCAACGGAAAAGAAAAUAUAAGGGGAGGGCUCCUCCCGGUCCUGACCAGGCGGUCAUUAGUUGGAAGGAGGAGGAGUUCAAUAAUCUGGUUGGGGGUAUGGGUUUCCGUCCCGAGUGGGGAGCCCAGUAUCCUCCUGUUGGUUCUACUGCCUUGGACGCUCCUCCGGGCCAUAUUACGUUAUAUGCUGCGUUUUUCCGGGAAGGUAGUUUCAGAUUACCUAUUACAAAGUUCACCGCUUCUGUGUUGAGGGGCUAUGGGCUUCAUAUUUCACAACUGAAUGCUAUUGGGCUUCCACGCAUUACUCACUUUGAGUAUGUCUGUAGGGCUUAUCGUAUUGAGCCUACGUUUCAGAUGUUCAAUGUGUUUUAUAGUGUGACGUAUGCUAGCGGUUUCUAUUCGUUUCAAGCACGAUCGGGUGUUGCUCCGGUGUGCUCCAUGCCUUUGAAGAGUCUUCAUGACUGGAAGCAGAAAUUUUUCUACAUCCGCCGUGGUGUAAUCCCGAUAGAUAUGCCUUAUCGGCAGGUGGGUCAAGGGAUUCCAAAGGUAGAUGUUAUGGAGGAUUAUGGUGCCCAGGACUGGUUCAAGAGGAUAACCCAGAAGGCGACUGCUAUUUCUCAACUGGAUGAGAUGGCCCUGGUUGGUGCUGGGAUGAGUUUGUUGUGGGUGCCCAAGAAUCCAUUGGGUCAGCCCGUCUACAGUUAUCAGGGCAAAUUUGGUUACAGCUUGUUGAAUGUCCUGGACCCUAAGGCGGCGGGUGCCAUGGUUGAAGCUAUCCAAGCGGAAGGGAACCCGACGUGGUUAGACCAGAUUCGGGGUCGUUUUUUGCAUCCAACGGAUGAGAGCUUGAAUAGAUAUGCUAGCGAGGUUCUAGGUGAAGAUGUUUGGAAUGACUCUGUCGACCCGGGUCGAGAGGGGGUUAUUGUCCUUUCAAGUGGAAGUUCUGACCAAAACUUUGAAGAUCUAACCUCUCGUUGCGCGCGUGCAGGUACCGCGCAAGGCAAUGCUGCUGAACCCGUGCAUGAGGUUGUCGGUGAUGAUGAUGAUGUAGAGGUGGCUGUUGACUCGUCUGCUCGGUUGGAGUCAAGGAAGAAGGCGAGAACUGAUAAGUCUGGGAGGAGAGAGGGAAAGACUGAGGGUAAAGCUGCUGGUUCUUCUCGUAAGCAACUCUCUACUCUUCCUUGUCUAGAUUAUGUGGUAGUUUCUGACACGUUGUCUGGCCUAGGGGCUGGUGAGAGGAGUCGAGAGUCGGAUCCUGACGACAGUGCUACUCUGACUGAACAUAUGAGGAAAAAGGCCCUCGAGGAUCACAAGCGCAGGCUUGAUGAACAGUCUGCUGCUCAUUUUGCUGCUAAAAAGGCGAAACUCCAUAAGGAGGCCCCCCCAGCACCCUCGGAGUCUGAGAUUGAUCUUGGGGUUUUUAGUGGAGGACAUGGCAAUCUUUUGGAAGAGCUAUAUGCUGCAUCUGCCCCUCCUACUGCGGCCAAGUUUGGCAAGAAACCUCGUAUGGUGGAUAUUUCUCAAAUUACGCCACCUGCUUCUCCCCAUCGAGGACAGUUGGUUUGACCCCUCCUCGUGAUGAUGUUGAUGUGAGCACAAGGGGUGGGGAAGGGUUUACUGAGGGAGUGGUUGAAGGAGGUGCUGAUGCUGGAGGUGAUGGUGGGGGUGAUGGUGGAGGUGAUGGUGGGGCUGAUAAAGGUAAGGGUGUUGAAGUGGAGAUGGAGUCUAGUGAGACUACUCCACAACAAACCAUUUAUACCAAACGUCCUUCUGGUGGAGGUGGGGCUACUUCUAGCGUGGUGCGCAACCCGCAUCUUGAACAUGACCCUGCUGAUUCUUGGGGCUCAUGCCCCGUGCUGGAACCUUACCCAGGGCUCCAGGAUGAAUGAUGUCAACAAUUGCCACGAGUUUUUUGCUAUGUCCCUUCCUCCUGCUGAGAGGAUGUUUCAGAAGAACCGCAAUCGUUUUGCCCUGUUGGACGAUCACGUUCGUGCCGGAGUUAAUUUCUUUGCUACUUCUCAGGAAAUUCUUUGCGAGUGGCGGUCAAUGGGGGAAGAGACUCUUGAGUUUGAGGAGUCGAAGAAGUUGUUUGCUGAAGAGAAGGAAAAAUUUAAUGCGGAGAAGAAGGGCCUGCAGUGGAGGGUUGCUGAUGCGGAAAAGAAGCUUGAAGAGCAAAAACUGUUGAAUGAUCAGAAACAGAAGGAUUGGGAAACCGCGUGCGCGCGCACGAAUGUUGCGAUGCAAUCUUAGCGUGAUGCGAUCGUGCGGUUAUCUGGUGAAAAAGCAGAACUUGCUGAAGAGGCUCAGCAGGCGCGAGU